UAUAUAUAUAUAUAUAAAUACAUUUCAUUAGUGUACGUACACGUACGAAAAAGCAUAAAAAUAUUCAGAAUUCAAUCUUGACCAUUUGUGGUUUCUUCUUUUGUUUCUCUUUCUUUGCCGAUUUCUUUUUUGUUGUCUUUUCAUUGUCUCCUGUUUGAGACUCAGUAGGUUGCCAAUAAGGAUUGAAAUAUCCCUGUUCGCGUUUUAUAAUGUUCAAUUCCUGAGAUGCUAAAUGAAUUUUAGUAACAGUUUCCGAGUCUAACAGAUACUUUGCUCGAUAAGUAAAAUUGAACGACCAAUUUAGCAUCGGAUUCCAUUUUCGUUGCGUCUUAAGUACACGAUGAAUAAUAUGAGGAAAAUGAAGAAGAAUGUCUCCAAAGAAUGCCGUGUUUUCUAACGUGGAAAAAUUGUAUGAUUUUAACCAACAUUCAAUCGACAAAGUGAAGCCACGAGUUUAUAAACGCGACAUAACAAUAAUACUGCCAUCUACUAACUUUCAUACACUGAAUGCAUCAACUUCAAAGUUACGAUGGAAUAUGCUGAUCCUCAAAAUAUUGAAGGCGAGCUGACAGUAGGAGGCAAACAAAAAUCAAAUCUUGGAGAACCUGAAUUUAAUACUUUGGAUGAACCAAUCAGAGAUACGAUUGAUAUUACAAGGUUCUUCUGAUACAGCAAAUAAUUUUAAUGAUGGGGGACCAGAGUUUGCUGAAGUUUUUGUGAUUGUAUGGAUUGGAUCUAUGGUUGUUACUUUGAACUCCAAAUUAUUGGGUGGCAACAUAUCUUUCUUCCAAAGUAUUUGUGUCUUAGGAUAUUGCUUGUUGCCAACUGCCAUUGCUCUAAUUUUAUGCAGAAUCAUAUUAAUGGCAGAACAGUCUACUUUCUUAUUUAGUUUAAGAUUUAUUAUUACUAUGAUUGGAUUCGUAUGGGCAACAUAUGCAUCAAUGGCAUUUCUCGGUGACAGCCAACCAGUAGGGAGGAAAGCUUUAGCUGUGUAUCCAAUAUUUUUAUUCUAUUUUGUAAUUUCCUGGUUGGUUAUAUCUCAUACCACAUAAGAUAGAAUGUAAGUUGAUUAUAAUAAGAAGACUGUACAUUGUUUCAUAUUUGUGCACAAAGUAAAGCUGAAAUUGAACAAAACAUUGCUUACAUUGAAAUGUACUUUGAAAUUCAUUAAAUUUAAGCAUAUGUCACGAGUCAAAAAUUGUAGAUAAAAUUUAUUGCUGUAGAUGUGUACGUUAUUUAUUAUUAUACAUUUUAGAAAAUCAUAAUUUUGUAUGUCAAUUAUAAUUAUACAUACAUAAGCAUAAAAUAAUGAAUAAUAAUUAAAUAAAUUAUUAUCAGAUUGUUAUAUAUUUAUACGUAAGCUUGAUAAACAAAAAUAGUUUACGAUGGAAGAAAAUAAUUUUUUAAUCUUCAUUCAUUUGAAACACAAAAUCAUCAUUCAAUGUGUAUAAUGUACAGUUUCAAAAAAUAUAAUUAUUGUCAACUGCUUUUAUCAUAAACGAACAUUCCUAUUAAAAUAUUCACUUAUUUCUUAGUCACUUAAUAGUAUUAUAGAAAUGAAAUAUAGUAUCAAAUCAUAUGAUUUGUAUUUUUUACAUAUAUAUAUUAUAUAAAUAAAUAAUGUUAGUUGUAAAGUUAAAAUCAAACAUUAAUAAAAUAAUACAUUUUACAUGAUAUAAAUAAAUUUUGUAUUUUUCUAUUCACAUGUAUGUAAAAUAUUUCUCUAACUUAUUUAGUAGAGUUUUACUAUCAGCAUGAUUAGGAUAUGUACUUAGCGAUUUUUGUACAGCAAUGUAACUUGUUUGAAGAUCUCCAAUCUGCGAAAUUUUUUAAAGUAAUACAAAUGAUAUAACUCUAUGCAAAAACAUAAUAUAACAUAUAAUUAUAAUACCUUAUAAGCCAAAUAAGCACUAUUAAAAUGAGGCUCAUAAAGAAAAUUAGCAAUGUUGGCAGCAGCAUGAAAAUAUGUUCUCGCCGCAGUAAUGUUUCCAUUUCGAAUUUGUAUAACUCCAAGAUUAUUAUAUGCUAAAGCAUAUCUAUUAUCACUAACAAUAGCUAAUUUUAAACAUUCUUCUGCCAUUGUUAUAUCACCUACAGUCUAAAUAAUUGGUAAUAAGUAAUAAAAUUUGCG
Molecule: messenger RNA, 2131 nt
Organism: Heterotrigona itama
Lineage: Eukaryota; Metazoa; Arthropoda; Insecta; Hymenoptera; Apidae
Source: the annotation of a GenBank genome assembly